ACGUCAAACACGCCAGUUUGUUUACAACGCGCACUAUAUCGAGACGCGUUUGUUUACUCGUUUAAAAUAUUAACCAAAAUGUCGAGCACUCCAUUAAGAGUAAAAUACGUUAAAAUCAAUGGCUUUCCAUUAUUGAACAUUAGGUUAUUUUUGUACAGUGUGGCGUUUGUUCAUCAAAUUGUGACUGCGGUGGUGACUUUAACCAUAGACAUGUCAAAUGAUGAAGAUCCUGUGGUCAGGAAUUAUAUGCUCGUGCGGUGGAUGCUUAUCACAUGCUGGUUCAACGUGGUACUGCUAGGCUACUUUCCGCUGUGCCUCUACUGUGACUGGUGUGAGAGAAAGGAUGAUGAGCCCCCUCACGUUCAGAAGCUAAGGAUACUUCGGGAAGUUAUCAUGACUUCCAUUCUGGUGCCGAUCACGACUUUCUCCGACGUGACAUUUUGGAUGCUAUACAGAUCCUACUCCAAUAUAAUAGCUCCAGAUCGCGUCUGGGAGUACCUGCCUCCUUGGGCUCAACACUCCUUGCAUACAAUCUCCAUGGUGGCUGUGGUCAUAGACUUGAUAAUCACGCCUCGAAGAAGGCCUGAUAGCAUGAAGACUGGACUAGCUGUCAUGUUUGGCUUUUCAAACGUUUACUGUCUUAUGGUCUACAUAUGUCUUCUGUUUGGUAUCCCGGUGUACGCGUUCCUAGCGACUGCCAGUGAUGUCCUAUUAAUAGCAGUCUUCGUGGGCUUUCACAUUGUGUUGAUAACCAGUUUCUAUGCACAAUGGCAAAUUGUUGAGUACAUUUGGGGGCAUAAAACGACUUCAUCUAGUAAUAAGUUGAUUAAAAUUAGUUAGGAAUCUGUUGGCACAGCUUGAAUCUCUUGUAGAACUCGAGGUUAAACACAAAGUCGAGCUUUUUCGUGAUUAUACGAAAAAGAUGGUCGAAAAAGAUUCGUAUAUCCUUGGAUACAUAUAUUCCUGAAGUAUAAUUUAUUCUACCUAUGAGUAUGAUGGACUUACAAAAGGUUGUGAUACAGAUAAAGCAAGGGUUCGUUUUUCAUUUUCACAAAAAUCAAUAUUUCGACUGACUAUAAAUAUAGAAUGUGGUGCUGGUGAUUUUAAUGUAUUUUACUAUAGUUAUUUAUUAUAAUAUUAUGAUGAAGAGUAAUUGAAGAAUAAUAAACAACGAAUACCUUAA
Messenger RNA from Helicoverpa zea (corn earworm), 1183 nucleotides. RefSeq names its product androgen-dependent TFPI-regulating protein-like. Bases 79 to 840 code for a protein of 253 amino acids. The record is from RefSeq and is a predicted model, not a curated record. Gene Ontology annotation, cellular component: membrane; endomembrane system. NCBI's taxonomy places the organism in Eukaryota, Metazoa, Arthropoda, Insecta, Lepidoptera, Noctuidae. The transcript has 4 exons.